AUGGAGAACAACAUACCAAACUACCUGUCAAACCCUUCAGUUUCCUCCACAUCCUCUAUCUCCCUGCCCUCGCCUAGCACCCCACUUGCACCUGUUGGUGCCAACCCCCUCCUCCAAACCUCACUCCCCAUGCACCUCAUCGAGACUCUCACCAACGCACUAAUGGCACUAUCCAGCGUCAGUUCGGAGACCUGGGCAGCAUCUGUGUCGUCUAUUGUGUCGGGACUCAAUGAGAACGGGCAUGUGAGGGAGUGGGUUGAGCUUCUCCUCUUGAUUCUCAUGAAUGAGUUGUUAGGUUUUCUCGGAUCACGUACCACAAGGGCCCGAACAACCGUCCAGACUGAAGCCAAGGCUGAAGCUGAGCCCGACUCAAUGCCGGAGGCCGCAGAAGAGGUAUCAGAGGACAAGCCUGUUUCCGAAAAGAAGCAAGGAACUGAACUAAGGCCUGUCGAACCAAAACCUGUUCUUGAACCGAUUCCUGUAUCGGAAUGGAAGCUUGAGCAAACAGCUGAGUCUGAGCAGAAAUCGGAGUCGGAUGAGUACCCUGUCUCUGACCAAACAUCUAUACCUGAACAAGAGGCUGUUGGUGAUCAAGAUUCUGAACAUGGGUGGCAACCUAUGCCUGAUCCAAAACUUGGGGCCUAUGAGAAACUUGAGCCUGAGCAGAGUAUUGUGUCUGAUAAUGGACCUGUGUAUGAAACCAAGUAUGAGCCUAAUCUCGAGAGCGACGACAGCAUCAGCGGCGAAAACCAGAAAGAAGCUUCGGUCAAACACACUUCAACCGAAAGUCAGCAUCAGCAGCAAGAACCAAGUGUGCGACAGAUCUGCGGCUCAGAGGCAGAUAAUGCAGGCGCAAUAAUUCUUCGCCCUCCAGAUUUCAUUUCUCACUACCUGUCUUCGCCUCCGUCCCCCAGUAUGCCCGGGCUUAUACCUUUAGACGAACUACCGCCCGAGCUCCUCCGAUUGCCUCUAAUGAACGAACACAACCUUGCGACUGGUCAAAGCGGCUGUGGUCUUAAUCUUCAGAUCGAUGACCUCUCAAUGCUCACCCCCAACGCCAAAUACGAGGUCAGGGAGCCUAUCACGAAUGCCUUCGAGGUACGUUUCAUUAACGAACGUGUUGGGUGGGGUUUAUUUGCUACGGAGAACAUCCCCGCAGGGUCCGUCAUCCUUGCGGAUGAGCUCAUAUCUGUAUGGUCUCGCGAGCAAAAUGCUUGCAAGACUCUCCAUGACACCCACGCAAUGCUUGAACGCAAGUCGAAGGCAAUGGGCGAGGAUUGGUACAGAACAUUCCUCCUGAUGGCAAGGUCAAGAAUGACCGGAAAGAAGAGGCCAUCAGCGCGUGAGCGGAAGCUUGGUGUUCUGACAGCUAAUUGGGAACACUACCAUUUGCCUAUAUCCUGGGAAGGGAAGGUUGGCGGUAUUGUGGGUCUGAACCUGGCCUGGGCAAACCAUGCCUGCAUUCCAAAUUGCACUUUAUCGCUUUCUACUGAGUACGGUACGGAUAGGCAUGGGCAGGUGCGAUGGAAUAAGAAGCCAAAGCUCGGAAGGGCAAUUAUUCGCGCUUGUUCAGGCAUUCGGGCCGGCGAGGAGAUUACUAUCCCAUACAUGCAGACAGGGGGAACGGCAAGGAUGAGAAAGAAGAAUACGAUGCAGCGAUUCGGCUUUCGGUGCCACUGUCGGUCCUGCAAGAUUCCGGAUUGUGAUGCCGACAAAAUACUGUCCAAAUACCAACGUCUCGUAAAUGGGAUUCACAACCCGGGCAACAUAACUGACAAACCGGCUGUCACUUUCCAAGCUGCGGCCGCACUAACCGGUCAGGUUCAAUAUGUGAGGACGAAUGAUCCCCGGCUCGUCAAUCUCUGGGUCAACUGUGCUCUUAUCGCGGGCCAUCAUUCUGACCUAGCAAGAGCGCACUGCUUUCUCAAGCAUGCAAGAGAGCUAGCUCUGAUUUCAGAGGGACCGGGGAGUAGAUUGCAACGUCGGAUUUCGCAAUGGCAAGAGUGCAUGGCGAUGAUGCCGGGAUUUGGAGUCACUAACAGGGGUCUCAGUACUCCUAUGGAGGCAGAUUCAAUUUUGAAGGGAGACGAUAAGUACGACAGGAGAAUCUUGUUCAUGUUGGAUGCAGAACCGAAUGGAUACUUGCGGGUUUCUCGUUAUCGUCUUCGCCCCGGCGGUAAUGGGACUGAACAACAAUGGGAGAUCAUCGACGGUCCGGAUCCUGCGCCGCCGAAGCUUAACAUCGACGCUAUGUCACCUUCAGGUAUGUGCCGCGACCCGGGCUGUUAUCGGGCUGUCAUGGGGAUGAAGCAAAUGGAGCAAAAACGUCGAGAGGAUCGUGAAAACCGCAAACGUCACAAACGACAAGCGGACUCCGGCUGUAUCGACCCUGAGAAGGAUUUUUUGGAGAUUCUUUUCGAAAUGUUUUAUGAAGAGUUCGCUCCUCAAAUGAAAUCAAGGAAAAAGUUCCGCCGGAAUAAGCUUAAUACCUACGAAAUGGUGUCUGAAAUAAUGGAUGGUCUCCACAAAAGUUUUGGAAUAGGGUGCAGGGGAGCAAACUGCACGUACUGUCAUCAUGGUGAGGUUUUGCCUGGCCCAUGCGAAUGCGACAACGAGCAUGCGGAACAAAACCAGGGAGUCCAGGUGCAGGACAGCCCCGAGAAGGCAGAGGGAAAGAAAAAGACGAAAAAGAAGAAGGGAAAGAAGAAGGCCGACGCAGCCCCCGUAGUACAGGACGUUGGGGCUGAGAGGAAGGUGAAUGUGGUGGAGGGCGUUGGCUGCCCCAAAGCAGGAGUUGCUGUUAAAUCUUUCUCUUCUUGA
Aspergillus versicolor CBS 583.65 is the source of this 2820-nucleotide messenger RNA. RefSeq names its product SET domain-containing protein. The record is from RefSeq and is a predicted model, not a curated record. Bases 1 to 2820 code for a protein of 939 amino acids. Gene Ontology annotation, molecular function: protein binding. The transcript is spliced from 2 exons. Lineage: Eukaryota; Fungi; Ascomycota; Eurotiomycetes; Eurotiales; Aspergillaceae.